This is a messenger RNA of Gossypium raimondii (Peruvian cotton), 908 nucleotides long. RefSeq lists its product as uncharacterized. The transcript has 5 exons. Gene Ontology annotation, cellular component: chloroplast thylakoid membrane; chloroplast inner membrane. The coding region runs from base 148 to 636 and encodes 162 amino acids. The record is from RefSeq and is a predicted model, not a curated record. Lineage: Eukaryota; Viridiplantae; Streptophyta; Magnoliopsida; Malvales; Malvaceae.
AGCUGAAGGGCAAAAGGCAGCAUAGGUAUCAUCGAACUAACUCGUCCGCUCGCUCACUCACUCACAACUCAGGAGGAGUAGCAACGGGGUUGGAUUAUUUAUUUUGUUUCCCUCCUCGUUCAACUGUCUCGUUUCAUUUCUUAAAAAAUGACUACCCUUUCAAAUUCUUUGGUUUUAUCGACAAAUCCUCCCCUUCAACUAUUUUCUGGUUCUCAUGGGAGUGCCAGCUCCACCAACUUGGCAUUCAAUUCUGGUCAUUUAAGGAAACUGCAUAUUUCUACCUCUAGAAGGCCUCUCACUGUUCAAGCUUCAUACAGUGAUGGCGAAAGGUCAAGCAGUGCUAAUGCCUUUGUUGGAGGUUUUGUUUUGGGAGGGCUCGUGGUUGGUGCACUUGGUUGUGUAUUUGCCCCUCAGAUCAGCAAGGCACUAGCUGUAGCUGAUAGUAAGGACCUUAUGAAGAGACUGCCUAAAUUCAUAUAUGAUGAAGAAAAAGCUUUGGAGAAAACUCGGAAGGUACUGACUGAGAAGAUUGCUCAGCUGAACGCUGCCAUUGAUGAUGUUUCCGGUCAGCUUCGAUCUGAAGAUGCCCCGAAUGGAGUUGCUGUAAACUCUGAUGAAAUUGAAGCUGCCAUAUGAAUUGCCUUACGAAUGGUGGUUUAACUAGUCUGUUUUAAUUUUCCUGUUUUCUCGACAAAACAGUGUAACUCUGUCAUUUGAAUAUGUGGUGAUUGUUGCUAAAAACAUGAAUACUUUAAAAACUUUUGCCGUACAUGAAGGUAAGAUGCUCAAGGUUUGCGACAAGUUUUUCAGAGCAGCAUUUGAGGUGUUUCCUACUUGUAAGGUUGAUUUAAUACUUGGAACAAUCUUUACUUAAAAUAAAUAUCCUGCAUUUGAUGUUUGGAAGAAAA